This is a messenger RNA of Symbiodinium natans, 2283 nucleotides long. Lineage: Eukaryota; Dinophyceae; Suessiales; Symbiodiniaceae. The record is from the annotation of a GenBank genome assembly.
AUGUCGAAAGAUGCUAACGACGCAGGCACCCAUUACUCUUUCUUGCUCAAGAAGUGCGUCAAGGUCGUUGAAACUUAUGACCCAAAGAAGACAACCGUCGAUGCAUACAUGGAGGACGCCCCGUUCCUCAAAGAGAAGAGCCUGGGAGACACGGAACGCAAGUUCAUACACCAGGUUUUUUAUGGCUGCAUGCGCUACCAAAAGUUCCUAAAGCUCUUCGUGACCAGCUUCAUGUACAAGUGCCCGGCCACGGCUCUGCGUGCCGAGCAAAGCAUUUACCUGGUACUUGCUUACCUGCUGUUCUUCCGGCUGGAAGAGCUCACGGUGCCAGAGUUUCGCCAGUUUCUCCUGUGCGGCUAUGGAGCACUCCCUGCCAUCAACGCUCUGAUGCAGUAUGCCUUGAGCGUGGAGGAGCUCGAGAAAUGGGUCAAGGUCGAGUGGUGCAAGUUUUAUGACGUCGACUAUGUCGAACAGGAAAUCAUCCGGAAGUUGCAAAGCUUCAAGGAGGAGCUCCAAGCAACGGUGGAUGAGGUCGAGUUCCGCGCCACCGGCACGGUCAAGGCGUCUGACAACACUGGCUUGCCUGGAAAGAGUGAGAAGAAGCUGACCGAGUUCAAGCCCUUCAAUCUGACGCAGCCCAGGCCCCGGCUCAUCCCGGAGCCCGACGUCAUCAGUCGCCAAGUCAAGGCACAGCCAGUCCCGAGCUCGAUCCACAAGAACAGCCUCAACAAGGUGGAAGAGCAAAAAAAGAAGAAGCUGCAGGAAGAAAAGGAGAAGGUAAAUGCCAAGUACGACGAAGCUGACCAUUUCAAUCUGGAAACGGCAUCCCGUCGUGACCAUGAAGCUGCCUUCGAUGACCUGAAGAAGCAGGUGGAAUCUGAGCGUAUGGCAGAGUGCACUUUCGUCCCGAAGACGAAGAAGAGGAUCAUGGCAACGGCAGAAGAUGCCACAGUCAGGCACAACGUGGCGUCCGUGCUUCGGGAAGAUGCCUUGGUAAAGCAGAAGCAGGCCAAGGAGUACCAGGCCCUCAAACGCUACGAGGAGGACUUGCAUGAUGCCUCGCAGUUCUAUACAUGGCAAGAGAAGAUGAAGGAGAAGGAUCACAAUGAAGAGGAGAUGCGAGUGCGUCAACGCAUCGUCGAGAUGCAGCUGUCGCGCGACAGUGCCAUGGAAGCCUUCGACUCUGCGGUGCGCAAGAAGCAUAUCCUGGCGGAGCAUCAGCGCGAGGAGCUACAACUUGAACUGGACUUGAAGGAAAAAAUGCUGGACUACGAAAUGGGCGAGAAGAAGCAGCUGGUUGAGGAGACCAAGGAGGACCGUGAAAGGGCCCGGCUAGCAGAGCAGGAUGCUUUCAAGGACAGGCUGCAGAAGGCGGACCACAUGCGCAAGGAGCGUGAGGUUGACAUGGAGAGGAAGAAGAGGGAAGAGGAGCAGGAGAUGGACAGGAAGAAAGAUCUGAUUCGUCAGAUUCGCGCACUGGAAAAGGUGCCUGUGGAGAAAUUCAAGGUCUUCGAUCCUGCAGAGCCGCCCUGCCAGGGCUUGCUGGAAGAGAUGUCCCUGGCCGAGCUUCGAGAGCGCUUGAGAAUCGUCGAGGCUCAACGUGAGAAGGAGCUGGAUACAAAGCGCGAAAGGCAACUCGCAAAGAAGCUUGAGAAGCAGGAGGAGCUCACGGAGAAGGCCGAACUGUUGGCCAAAGUACGUGAACGUGCGAGGGAGGAGCAGCAACAGAGGCACGAACAGAUCCGGCGGCAGAAGAUUCUAGAAGAGGAGCAGAAGCAGAGGCACCGAGAAAAGUGCAUUGUGGAAGUAGCGGAGAAGUUGCAGCUGAAGAAGAGGCAGAAGAAGGAGGAGGAGCAGCGACUGAAGCUUGAGCUCAAAGAAAUUGCCACGAAGAGGCAAUUCCUGGCUGCAAAUGCGGAGAUGGUGGAGGCCAAAGCGCACAACGAGCAGCAGGCAGGCCUGGACCGUGAGGCGCAAAAACGGCAGAAGACCAUUCUGAUAGAGCAGCGCAAGCAGCAUCAAAUCAAGAUCUCCGAGACGCAGCGCCGCAGGGACAAUCAGGACAGAGAUAUCCAAGAGUACAAGACCAUGCAGCAGACGGUUGCUGCACGGAUGGAUCGUGCAAAGGCUGCCGACUCGGCCCUGAAAGAGGAGAUUCGCCAGUCGGUGCAAUCAGCGCGAAAUAUCCAACGAGCCACGGCCAAGCGCAAUGUCACAGAGUUUGGCCACAGCAGCAACGCUUACAUGCACCGGAUUCAGAAUCGCAUGGCCACGUCGUGCUAG